AUGUUGACAAACUGGUUCUCGCAACCUGCAGGCACUCGCUCCUCUACCGAUGACCCUCGUGGUCCUGACGCUGAGGAUGACACCCUAGUGAUGGAGCCCGAUCAGGGCAAUGUCCUCUCCCAUAUUAUCUCUCAACUGCGACCCGGGGCCGAUCUGAGUCGUGUCGUUCUUCCCACCUUCAUUCUCGAACCCCGCAGUAUGCUCGAGCGCAUCACGAACUUCAUGUGCCACCCCGAAAUGCUCCUUCAGAUUCCAUCCAUAGACGACCCCGUCGAGCGCUUUGUAUCCGUAGUCAAGUUCUACCUCAGUGGUUGGCAUAUUCGUCCUCCAGGCGUCAAGAAACCCCUGAACCCUAUCCUGGGUGAGAUAUUCACUUGCUACUGGGAUUUUGAGGAUGGAAAGCGCGCAUAUUACAUCUCUGAACAGACUUCCCACCACCCACCCAAGUCGAGUUACUUCUACAUGGCCCCAGACCACCAUAUUCGUAUUGACGGAACUCUUAAGCCUCGGAGUCGUUUCUUGGGAAAUUCUGCCGCCAGUCUGAUGGAGGGUAUUGCAUUUCUGAGUUUGCUGAACCGCGGAAAGGACGCUGCAAAGGGGGAGCAAUAG
Messenger RNA from Fusarium musae, 609 nucleotides. RefSeq lists its product as uncharacterized. Gene Ontology annotation, cellular component: cytosol; cortical endoplasmic reticulum; intracellular membrane-bounded organelle. The coding region runs from base 1 to 609 and encodes 202 amino acids. Gene Ontology annotation, molecular function: sterol binding. The record is from RefSeq and is a predicted model, not a curated record. The transcript has 4 exons. NCBI's taxonomy places the organism in Eukaryota, Fungi, Ascomycota, Sordariomycetes, Hypocreales, Nectriaceae.